AUGGCUGAAUCGGAAGAUGGCCACCACAUUGAGAUUGUCCCAGAUGAUAGCGCCUGGGCUGGCGUAGAGGAAAAUGCGGAGGAUCCUGAAGAAGUUCGCGUAAUUUUCAGCGCAUUGGAUUCAUUCUUCCAAUACGCCAAAGUUUCACACUUUAAUGUCACCCACCUUCGCCGCCAGGCCUUCUACGCUCUCCCUCAAGAGCAAUGGAAACUCUUAGCUGCACCUCCCUUCAACUUUCUCGAAACCCUCGACAAAGUUGACGAGGCGCUCGACGAGAACGCUGAGCUGGCCCGUACCAUCGCUCGUGUUGGGCUCAAGUCGUUCCGCAUGAUGACGGAUGAGCCCGAAGACAAGGAACCCACGAUGCCUCAUGAGUGGGCGGGAGUUGCGAAAAACUCAGACGUUGACAAGGCAAGGAGUACAAUUCGCCAGUUCUACCGUGAUUGGACUGCGGCGGGUGCUGCGGAGAGAGAGGCUAGCUAUGGCCCUGUUAUGAAGGCACUCGCAGCGGAAAUGGACAGAUACCCAGAACGAUCUCCUCUCAAAGUGUUGGUACCAGGCGCAGGUCUAGGAAGACUUGUGUUCGACCUGGUAGCAAAUGGACAUAGCGCAGAAGGAAACGAGAUUUCUUACCACCAGCUACUUGCAUCGUCCUACAUUCUCAACAAUUGUCCAGCCGCCGAAUAUCACACCAUUUACCCCUGGGUUCACAGCUUCUCGAAUCAUCUUACUCGAGAGAAUCAUCUCCGAAGCUACCGCGUUCCAGACAUUCAUCCAGCUACCAUCCUGGCUACCACGCCUAACAUCGGAGAGAUGUCCAUGUGUGCCGCGGACUUUCUCUGCCUCUACGCCGACGAAGACCACGAGGCUCAGUACGACGCCGUAGCAACUGUAUUCUUCCUUGAUACAGCACCUAAUCUUGUGCGGUAUUUCGAAGUAAUUCGGCAUUGCCUUCGACCUGGAGGCGUUCUCAUCAAUGUAGGCCCCUUACUGUGGCACUUUGAGAAUAACGCUCCGGGCACCCAUGGGCAGGAUGGCGAUGCAGAGCAUGACCCUAAGGCCUCAUCAGGCAUUGCAGACCCAGGGAGCUUUGAGCUAACUGACAAUGAAGUCAUUGCACUCGUGGAAAAGAUGGGUUUUGAGGUUGAAUGGCACAAGACUGGCGUUGACGCCCCGUACAUUCAUGAUUCAGAAAGUCUUCUACAGUCAACGUAUAAAGCGAGUACUUGGCUGGCUCGCAAGCCAUUAGACGAGAGAAGAUCUUGA
Fusarium sp. VM40 is the source of this 1266-nucleotide messenger RNA. The record is from the annotation of a GenBank genome assembly. NCBI's taxonomy places the organism in Eukaryota, Fungi, Ascomycota, Sordariomycetes, Hypocreales, Nectriaceae.